Messenger RNA from Corapipo altera (White-ruffed manakin), 5009 nucleotides. RefSeq names its product transient receptor potential cation channel subfamily V member 3 (gene TRPV3). Lineage: Eukaryota; Metazoa; Chordata; Aves; Passeriformes; Pipridae. The record is from RefSeq and is a predicted model, not a curated record. Gene Ontology annotation, molecular function: calcium channel activity; protein binding. Gene Ontology annotation, biological process: calcium ion import across plasma membrane. Bases 1033 to 3396 code for a protein of 787 amino acids. Gene Ontology annotation, cellular component: membrane. The transcript is spliced from 22 exons.
UUGGGUUCAUCUCUGCUCUGUUAUUCUUAGUGCUUACAUUAGCAUAGUCUCCGGGAGCCCUGGCCAUGGUUCAGCAGGGCACUACUCAAAUGCAGAAUAUAAAUGUUCAUGUUCCCAAGCUCAGCUAUUCAGAAGGAAGAAAAGAGCAGAGACAGACUGAGGAGUGUCAUGGGCUACUCAUUGUGAUGAGCAGGAAGGAGUCUCAGGGCAGCAGCAGCACUGCAGCUGGAGAGCUGCUUGAAUUGGGCCCAGGAAGCAGAGUUUAGAGGAAUAGGAAUUACUUAGGAUGUCUAACUAUUGGAUAAUUAUCGCAGUCCCAAUAAUAAUGCUGUUUCUUUGGACUCCUCCACCUUUGGUUUUUUGCCCAGGCAAAAGAAGAAACUGCAUAGUGACAUAGUUGUACUGGAGGCUUCAGUAACUUUUCUCUUUCUUUCUGUGAAUGGGACUGUUCUUUUAUGGCAAGAAUCCUGGGGGAUAAAAUCUCCAGGCAUGUAUGUCAUGCAAAUAUGCAUAACAACAUUGCUAAAGAGGCUGACUUGUCCCUGCAGUCCAGACUGCACCAACUGAGCGACUUCAAUUAAACAGUUUCUCACAUUUUGUGUUGAGAACUGAGCUGCUGCUCUCCCAGGCAGGAUGAAAUGGCAGGAUUCAGCCCCUUUUCCAGGUCAUUACACCAGCAGCUCCUGGGAAGCUGGUUCAUUACAGGGAACAGUACAGUGCUCCUGGCAUUUCACACAGUGAGAUCUGAGGCAAAUGGAAUACCCAGCAGUCCUGUUUUUAAAGAUAUCUACUUCACAGGAAAAGUUUAGCUGCAGUUUAUGAGCUCUGGAUGUUGUUGCAGCAUCAGCAGGGCCCUGCUUUGAUCCUUGGGCCGUUCCGAGGCUCCUCGUCCCCGCCGGAAUGGAGGCAUCGUAAGCAGGGGAAGAAGAGACCUUUGUGCCACAAUAUCACAGCUGAGGGUUUCUUUUGAUUUGUAGGAUUCUCUGCUUAGCCACUUCAUUUAUAGUUAUUGAGCUGUGAAGUUAUAGGAACAUGAUUAAAGAUAACAACGAAGUUGUUCCACUAAUGGGCAAGAAAACAAAUCCGUCUGGAACUCCCCCUUCAAACCAGCAAGAGAAAAAAGUGACUGAAAGCACCCCCACGAAGAAAAGUUCCCACUUUUUCCUGGAGAUUGAUGGUUUUGAAAGCAAUGCCACUCCAAAUAACACAUCUCCCCCUGUGUUUUCAAAACCAAUGGAUUCAAAUAUUCGUCCCUGUGCUUCUGGAAAUGGGGAAGACAUGGAUUCCCCACAGUCUCUUCAGGAUGAUGCCACUGAGUACAGUCCUAAUGUGGACAGUUGCUGUGCUAACAUGUCCCAAGGACCUGAGCAGACCAGUGCCAGGAAGAAGCUGAAGCGAUUCCUAUUCCGGGCAGUGUCGGAGGGGAAUGUGGAGGAGCUGCAGUGUCUGCUGGGGGAGCUGAAGGAGCGAUCCAGUGCCUGCACAAACAUGACUGUGCCAGAUUAUCUGAUGAAAAAAUUCACAGCUUCAGAUACUGGCAAAACUUGUCUGAUGAAAGCUCUGCUGAACAUCAAUGAGAACACAAAUGAGAUUGUGAAUAUGCUCCUGUCCUUUGCAGAAGAAAAUGGUAUUCUGGAGAGAUUUAUCAAUGCAGCUUACACAGAAGAGGCAUAUAAAGGCCAGACAGCUCUAAACAUUGCCAUUGAGAGGAGACAGUAUGAAAUAACCCAGAGCCUCAUAGAAAAAGGAGCUGAUGUCAAUGCUCAUGCCCAGGGUAUUUUCUUUAAUCCCAAACAUAAGCAUGAAGGCUUUUAUUUUGGUGAAACUGCGCUGGCAUUAGCUGCCUGUACCAACCAACCAGACAUAAUUCAGCUGUUAAUGGACAAUGCCAGGACUAAUAUUUCUUCUCAGGAUUCCAGAGGAAACAAUAUCCUCCAUGCAUUAGUUACUGUGGCAGAGGACUCCAAAACUCAGAAUGACUUUGUAAUCAGGAUGUAUGAUAUGAUAUUGUUGAAAAGUAAAGACAAAAAUUUGGAAACAACAAAGAAUAAGGAGGGUUUGACACCACUACAGUUGGCUGCAAAAACUGGGAAAUUAGAGAUUCUGAAAUACAUCCUGAGCAGAGAGAUCAGAGAGAAGCCAAACAGGAGCCUGUCAAGAAAAUUCACAGACUGGGCUUAUGGUCCUGUUCAGUCUUCUCUGUACGACCUGACAGAACUGGACACCACUGCAGACAACUCAGUGCUGGAAAUCAUUGUCUAUAACACAAAUAUUGGUAACCGUCAUGAAAUGCUGACUUUGGAGCCUCUGAAUUCCCUCCUGCGAAUGAAAUGGAAGAAGUUUGCACGACACAUGUUUUUUAUGUCGUGCUGUUUUUAUUUCCUGUACAAUGUAACUUUAACAUUAGUUUCCUACCACAGGCCUAAUGAAAAUAAAGCUCCACCUUAUCCACUUGCUCUGACACGUGGAGUGGGAUGGCUGCAGCUGUCAGGACAGGUGAUGGUUAUGUUAGGAGCAAUAUUUUUAGCCAUUAAAGAGAGUGUAGCCAUCUUUCUGCUCAGGCCCUCAGACCUGCAGUCAAUUCUCUCUGAUGCCUGGUUCCACUUUGCAUUUUUUAUACAAGCUUUGCUUGUGAUCUUCUCUGUCUUUUUGUACUUGUUUUCCUACAAAGAACACCUGGUGUGUCUUGUUUUGGCAAUGGCCCUUGGAUGGGCCAAUAUGCUCUAUUUCACCAGAGGUUUCCAGUCCAUGGGCAUUUACAGUGUGAUGAUUCAAAAGGUCAUCCUGCAAGAUGUGAUAAAAUUCUUAGUUGUCUAUAUCGUGUUUUUGCUGGGAUUUGGCGUAGCUCUUGCUGCCUUGAUCGAGACCUGCCACGAGGGUGGCGAAUGCCAUUCCAACAGCAGCCUGGGGCCUGUGCUGAUGGAUCUCUUCAAGCUCACCCUGGGACUGGGAGAUCUGGAGAUCCAGCAAAACUCCAAGUAUCCUGUCCUGUUUCUUCUACUCCUCAUAACUUUUGUUGUGUUGACUUUUGUUCUCCUCUUGAACAUGCUGAUUGCGCUGAUGGGAGAAACAGUGGAGGAUAUUUCUAAAGAGAGCGAGCACAUCUGGAAACUCCAGAGAGCCAGAACUAUUUUGGAAUUUGAAAAAUUCUUGCCAAAAUGUUUGAGGAAAAAAUUCCAACUGGGGGAGCGGUGUAAAGUGGCUGAAAACGACACCAGGGUGUGUUUAAGGAUUAAUGAAGUGAAAUGGACCGAGUGGAAAACACAUGUUUCAUUUAUUAAUGAAGAUCCAGGGCCAACAGAUCCAAGCAAAAUUCAAGAUAAUUCAAGAACUAAUAGCAAAAACACCUUGAAUACGUUUGAAGAAAUGGAUGAUUUGCCUGAAACUUCCGUUUAGCUUGUGCUGUAUUUGAUAUGUGGCUGUUCUGAAGGUUAAAAAGCAUCAGCAGUGGAUGCUGAAAGCUUUGUGGAUGUUUUGGACAGCUGUAACCAGCUGAAACACGAACUUUCAGUGACACAGUCUGAUGGCUUGAACCCAUUUAAUCAGGGCAGCUGAACUGAAAUAAAAUGGACUAUUCACUGGUUCAGUUUUGAGCCUCUCAAACUGUUGCUGUCCAAGUUUGUGUGACGCUACUCAAACUUGGCUCUAGAGGUUUAAGUGGAUAAAAAAGGUCAAAUGUGAGAUAUUUCUUCCUUUUGUGGAAAAUUAAGGUCAUCGCGAUCCCAAUCUGCUGGUUUUUGGAAUCUGUUAACUCAUGAGAAACUCAUUUUGUACUCUGAACAAAGUUAAGUUCUUGCAAUGGAGCAAAGAAAAGCAUUUCAGUUCUGAAGACGACUAAAUGAAGUAUGUUAUUUUGAAAUAACCAAGUGCUGGAUGCAUUUGCAGCUUUUGCAUUGACUGUCAGUGUUAUUGGAGGCUCGGUCCCACAAGUUGGAGAAGCCUCUUCAGGUCCCAGUAGCUUUGCCUGAUCUGUUUUCCUCUGUGCAGUCCCCAGGGUAUAAUAUGGUGUUUACUGCUCUUUAUUUAUUACUAAGAGUUUGUGUCUCCCCAUAAAAUAAUAGGGCAGAAAUAUCACUCAUGAUGGAGGAUCUUUCUGACUUUGUCCCGUUCACGAUGUCUUUACUUUUCCUCCUUGGUUUUUCCGUGCUGUUGCAUCUUGCUACAUAAAAUAAGUUAUUGCCUUGGAGGUUCUUCUGAAUUCAUUUCUGCAUUCAACCACUUCAGGAAAAUAAGUCAGUAUUUCUUCCCAAAAUGAACAGAAUAAGUUCAGUGCAAUGCAAUUGCAGACUUGUUUUUAUUCAGAGAACUAUGUAAUGCAUUUCUGUGGCACUUUUUAUUUCACUACCUGUGAUGACCUAGUACUAUGAAUUAUAUUUUUAGUUUUCUAUUUCAUGUGUAAACAUAAAAAGAAAUAUUUGUUCUAUGUACUUUUAAAUUUCAAUUAAUACAUGAUGUGUAUUCAGUGUCAUGGCUUUUCAUCAGAUCUGUUCACGUGGUGCCUAUUUUAAAGGUGCUGUUUUAGGCAAGGCUCGGGGGAGCUCAGUUCUGUGUUUGAAUGAUAAUGAGAAUUGCAUUGGAUUUUACAGCCAAGCCUGCUGUGGGCAAAAUGAUCCCAAGGACUUUCUUACCCCAGAAGAGAGCGUGAGGGAAGGACAGCACAGAGCUGUUUGCAGGGAUUGGGAACAUGGCUCUCACUGCCCAACCAGCCUCCUACAGAUGCUGAAUCCUGUGUUUCCUACCACGGAUGGAUGGGAUCCAGUGGAAACCUUCAGUUAUGUUUGUACAGGGCAGAGGAAUUUGAGGGGAAGGACCUUCACAGACCAUAGAAUACCUGAGCAUUGUUUGCCUUUCUUAGUAGGAAAUGGGAGUAUGAGAAGAAAAAUUCCUGUGGUCUUGGAAUCUUUCAUCUUUGCUGGUUAAUUUUGCAUUGAAACUGCCAACAAAGGAUUUUGCCUUAGGACUCCACAGUUCUGUUUGGAUCCUUUUCAGUGCCAGUUCUUGUACAAAGG